AAAUACCUCGGUCGAGGCAGCUAUGGUACGGUGGAUGCUGUCACACGAACCUUUGCCAUCGGAGAACACAGAUACGCUCGAAAGACUUUCAUUUUCCCUAGGAAACCUAAACAGAGGGAGCUGAACAGAAUUCUUCAAGAGAUCGAAAUAGCCAGGAACCUCCAACACAUUCACAUUGUACGCCUUGUCGAGACGUACCAGGCUGAGCAUACAUAUGCUAUGAUCAUGCAACCGGUCGCAGAUGGGAAUCUUGAGAGCUACUUAUCUGAUCUGGACGAUGACGAUGAGCACAUGGAUAACGGACGCCGGGCGCAUGUAUCACAAUGGUUCGGAUGUUUGAUAAACGCUCUAGCAUUUCUGCAUGCGAGAAGAAUUGUGCACGGAGAUAUCAAGCCGCAAAACAUCCUCACCGUGCAAGGCAAUAUUCUCCUCACAGACUUUGGAUUAUCGAGAGAAUUUCAGGAGCAGACGAUCUCGGAAACCACAGAAAAGCGCGGGACUCCAAGGUACCGAUCCUCCGAGGAGGAGGAUGGGCGACGGGCUGGCCGAAGAUCAGACGUGUUUUCCCUAGGAGCCGUUUUCUUAGAGAUGCUCACC
Cucurbitaria berberidis CBS 394.84 is the source of this 597-nucleotide messenger RNA. Its product is annotated as kinase-like protein. Gene Ontology annotation, cellular component: cytoplasm. Gene Ontology annotation, biological process: protein phosphorylation. Gene Ontology annotation, molecular function: protein serine/threonine kinase activity; ATP binding. The record is from RefSeq and is a predicted model, not a curated record. The annotation marks the transcript as partial. Lineage: Eukaryota; Fungi; Ascomycota; Dothideomycetes; Pleosporales; Cucurbitariaceae. The transcript has a single exon.